This is a messenger RNA of Oppiella nova, 485 nucleotides long. Lineage: Eukaryota; Metazoa; Arthropoda; Arachnida; Sarcoptiformes; Oppiidae. The record is from the annotation of a GenBank genome assembly.
AUGGUAGAGUUCAGGGCCAGACAUCAAUCACCGGUACUGUGUGUCUGUGUCUAUACGCUGGAUGUCAUGUCCCGACGAUUGUCUGGUGCUUCAUUAUUAUACCGAGAAAUGAGUGAAAAAUAUUCUUUGUUCGAUAUAUUCGGGUCAAGGAUAUGUAGUGAUGGUAUGCCUGGCGAGGUGUCGGUGCGCGUAGGCGUCGGCACUAAUUGGAGGCACAGAUUUAUCCAUGAAUUGCCACAAUCAUCGGUGACUCCAAAUAAUAGUCCGAAUGUCUCGAUUACUAGUGAUCCCGGAAAGCUAUUGAAAACAAGCGCCUGGUUUACUGAUACCUGGAUAAUAAUUGGAGAUUUCUAUACCUGGUUCAUUAAUGUGGGAACCACUGAAUUGUGUGAAAAUAUGACACAAUAUUUAUUCAACAAAAAGUAUGGCCUUCUCUGCAAGACAUUAGUGUAUAGUUAGCGACAAAUCGUAUCCAAAACUGAUAG